AUGGACGGUUACUACAUCUGGACUGUCGGCUGCCAAAUGAAUAAGGCAGAUUCUGAACGCCUCGAGAGCGCGCUGGGGCAGAUGGGACUCGCCCCGCGUCCAUCGCCGAAAGAGGCGGAUGUCAUCGUGCUGAACAGCUGUGUCGUGCGCCAGAGCGCCGAAGAUCGCGUCGUUGGUAUGAUGACCAGCCUGAAGCCGCUCAAGCAGCGCAACCAGGACAAGGUUGUGGCGCUGAUGGGAUGCAUGGUCGGUCCCAAGACGGACGAUCUCGAAAAACGCUUCCCCUACGUUGACGUCUUCAUGCAGCCGCAACAGUAUCAGCCUCUGAUAGACCUGCUCGGCGAACGCAUGGAUAUCGACACUGAAGGCUGUAUCGGUCCGCUCGUAGCACGCCCGGAUGUUGCGACAUACAUCCCCAUAAUUCACGGCUGCGACAAGUUCUGCACAUUCUGCAUAAUCCCGUAUAGGCGUGGCAGGGAAGUCAGCCGCCCGGUUGCGGAGAUUGUGCGCGAAGCCGAAAUGCUGGUCGAGCGCGGCGUAAAGGAAGUCACCCUGCUGGGUCAGAAUGUUGACUCCUACGGUCAUGACCUGCCUGAUGAACAUGACCUGGGAGACUUGCUCACGGCUGUCAACGAUGUUUCUCGGGCUUGA
Molecule: messenger RNA, 651 nt
Organism: Geodia barretti
Lineage: Eukaryota; Metazoa; Porifera; Demospongiae; Tetractinellida; Geodiidae
Source: the annotation of a GenBank genome assembly